CCCCCGCUCCCCGCCAUGGGCAACGCGGCCGGGGGCAUGGAGGGGGGGGCCGCGGGGCGGGAGAACCGCGACAACCGGCUGCCGGUGCCCCCCCCCGCCGCCGCCGCCGCCGCCGCCGCCGCCGCCGCCCCGCCGCCCGCCCGGCAGCCCAUGCCCGCCGCCGCCGAGCUGGAGGAGCGCUUCGGCCGCGUCCUGAACUCCAUGAACCUGCCCCCGGACAAGAUGAAGCUGCUCAACCAGUACGACAACGAGAAGAAGUGGGAGCUCAUCUGUGACCAGGAACGUUUCCAGGUGAAAAACCCACCCUCCGCCUACAUCCAGAAGCUGAAGAGCUACUUGGACACGGGUGGCGUAAGCAGGAAGUUCAAGAGGCGAGUGCAGGAGUCGACGCAGGUGCUCCGGGAGCUGGAGAUUUCCCUGAGGACCAACUACAUCGGCUGGGUCCAGGAGUUCCUCAACGAGGAGAACAAGGGGCUGGACGUGCUGCUGGAGUAUCUCGCCUUCGCCCAGUGCUCUGUCGCGUAUGACAUGGAGAGUGCCGAGAACGGCAGCCCGGGCUCCGACAAGGGCAAGGUCCUGGAGCGGUCGCUGGAGGACCUGAACAAAAGCAGCUCCUCGUCCCCCACCCAGGGCUCCUCCAAAGUGCGGCACCUCACCGUCAGCUGCUGCCUCUCGAACCAGCACAUCCACACCCUCCUCCGCCACGUCCACCCCAGCGUCCCCUGCAGCGCCCUGGGCAGCGAUGGGGACAGUUGCCCCAGGUCACCCGGCAGCUCCUGCCCGCCCCGGCUGAACCCCUCGCACAGCAGGAAGGCGCUGAGGAACUCCCGCCUUGUCAGCCAGAAGGACGACGUCCACGUCUGCAUCAUGUGUCUCCGCGCCAUCAUGAACUACCAGUCUGGCUUCAGCCUGGUGAUGAACCACCCAGCCUGCGUCAACGAGAUCACCCUGAGCCUCAACAACAAGAACGCCAGGACCAAGGCGCUGGUGCUGGAGCUGUUGGCCGCCGUCUGCCUGGUCCGAGGUGGCCACGACAUCAUCCUGGCCGCCUUCGACAACUUCAAGGAGGUCUGCGGGGAGAAGAACCGCUUCGAGAAGCUGAUGGAGUAUUUCCGAAACGAGGACACCAACAUCGACUUCAUGGUGGCCUGCAUGCAGUUCAUCAACAUCGUGGUGCACUCGGUGGAGAACAUGAACUUCCGCGUCUUCCUGCAGUACGAGUUCACCCACCUGGGGCUGGACCACUACCUGGAGACCCUCCGUCUCACCGAGAGCGACAAGCUGCAGGUGCAGAUCCAAGCCUACCUGGACAACGUCUUCGACGUGGGGGCCAUGCUGGAGGACUCGGAGACCAAGACGGCCGUGCUGGAGCACAUGGAGGAGCUGCAGGAGCACGUCAACCAGUUGACGGAGAAGCUGCAGGAUGCGGAGAACGACUCCAUGGCCAAGAUAGCGGAGCUGGAGAAGCAGCUGAGCCAGGCGCGGCGGGAGCUGGAGGCGCUGCGGGAGCAGCUGAGCCCACCGCGGCCACCCAGCCCACCGGCCCCGCAGCCCCAGGAGUGCUACCGGCUGGCGCUGGAGCGGCGGCUGGCGGAGCUGGAGGAGAAGGGGCUGGUGCAGAUCCUGCGUGGGCCCGACGGAGACGUCGCCAUCGAAAUUGUCCCCGUCGUCAUAGAAACCCCAGCAGCCCCCGUGGUUACCGGAGAGGCCACCGCCGCCACCGCCACCGCUGCCACCGCCACCGCUGCCACCGGCACAGAUACCACAGAUGCUCCGGCUCCGGCCCCGUCUCCCCCGCCAGCACCCGCCGCCCCCCUGCCCCCCCCGCCUCCGCCCCCCCCACCGCUGCCGGGGGCUGAGCCCGGCCCCCCGCUGCCCCCCGCGCCCCCGCUGCCCCCCGGCACCGUCCCCCCUCCAGCCCCUCCGCUCCCGGGCGCCCAAGUGCCACCACCCCCCCCACCGCUGCCUGGGGCGCUGGAGGGUCCCGUCCCCCCGCCUCCACCGCCCCCACCCCUCGGUGGGGAGCUCCCAGCUGGGCCCGGUGCCCCCCCCGCCGCCGGCGGUUCAGUGAAGGUGAAGAAGCCGAUCCAGACCAAGUUCCGUAUGCCUGUCUUCAACUGGGUGGCCCUGAAGCCGAGCCAGAUCGAUGGCACCGUCUUCACCGAGCUCAAUGACGAGAAGGUGCUGCAGGAGCUGGACAUGAGUGACUUUGAGGAGCAGUUCAAGACGAAGGCGCAGGGCCCCGCCUUGGACAUCAGUGCCCUCAAGGUGAAGGCCACGCAGAAGGCUCCCAGCAAGGUCACCCUCAUGGAGUCCAACCGAGCCAAGAACCUGGCCAUCACCCUGCGCAAGGGCGGCCGCAGCAUCCAGGACAUCUGCACAGCCAUCGAGACGUAUGACCAGCAAGCCCUGAGCCUCGACUUCCUGGAGCUGCUGCUGCGCUUCCUGCCCACCGAGUACGAGCGGACGCUCAUCGGGAAGUUUGAGCGGGAGCAGCAGCCGCUGGAGGAGCUCUCAGACGAGGACCAGUUCAUGAUCCGCUUCAGCAAGAUCCCGCGCCUGGCCGAGCGCAUGAACGUCAUGAUCUUCCUGGGCAACUUCAACGACACGGCCCAGCUGCUCAUGCCGCAACUCAACGCCAUCAUCGCCGCCUCCAUGUCCCUCAAGUCCUCCAGCAAACUGCGCAACAUCCUCGAGAUCGUCCUGGCCUUCGGGAACUACAUGAACAGCAGCAAGCGCGGGGCAGCCUACGGCUUCCGUCUGCAGAGCCUCGACGCGCUGCUGGAGAUGAAGUCGACGGACCGCAAGCAAACGCUGCUGCAUUACCUGGUGCGGGUGAUCAUGGAGAAGUACCCUGAGCUCACCGGCUUCCACACCGAGCUGCACUUCCUCGACAAGGCGGGCACAGUCUCCCUGGACGGCGUGUUGCAGGACGUGCGGAGCCUGCAGCAGGGGAUGGAGCUGACCCGCAAGGAGUUCAUGCGGCAGGACGACAGCCCCGUGCUCAAGGACUUCCUCAAGGUCAACUCGGAGGUGAUGGAGAAGCUGCAGGCUGACAGCAAAACCGCCAAGGAGGCGUACGAGUCGGCUGUGGAGUACUUCGGGGAGAACCCCAAGACCAGCCCCCCCACAACCUUCUUCCCCAUGUUCAUGCGCUUCAUCAGAGCCUACAAGAAAGCGGAGCAGGACAUCGAGCUGUGGAAGAAACAAGAGGCGGCGGCCAAAGAGGCAGAAUCCAGCCCCCCCGGCAGCGAGGAGCAGCCCGAGCUGCCCAUCCAGAAAGCCAAGCGGCAGCAGAUGGACAUGAUCGCCGAGCUGAAGAAGAAGCAGAUGGUGAAGGAGCCGCUCAUCUACGAAGGAAAAGACGGGGCCAUCGAGGACAUUAUUUCAGCUCUGAAAACUGUUCCUUUCACGGCCCGGACGGGCAAACGCUCGUCCCGGCUCUUCUGCGAUGUGAGCUUCAAUGAGGAGAGUCCUCUGUAGAUCUGCGGAACAACCCUUACCGGCGCGCGGACAAGAGCCGCGGCAGCGCCAAGAAGCGGGCUGUGGGGCAGAGCCUGCAGGCCACGCCGGACAUCUCGCUGUGACCGGGGACAGGACCAUCCUCCCCCCACGCAGACGGGACCGCAGGAUGUCGACCCGCCAGCCUGGGACGAUGUGGGGCAGAGGGACGGUGCCCGCUCCCAGCUCCUUGGCGUGCCAGCUCCCACCCUGCGUGUCCGGCGCGGGGAUCCCCCGGUGCUUGCUUCGCAAUGUCUCUGAGCUCCUCUCCUCCGGGCUGGGGGACCCUCCCGGGCACGGGCAGGGAGUGGCGGUGCGGGGGGGGGCACACAGAAUGCCCUCCGAAUUGUCCUGGAAGGAAAAGAGGGGCUGCCCCAUCCCUGCCCCAGAGCUGCUCCGCUGCACGCCCGUCCCAGGGCCAGCCCUGUGCCCCUCAGCUCGCUGGUGCCUUUGAUUUCCCGCUGCAGGAGGGGAUGGGGGGGGGUGUGUGUGAAAAAAACAGGGCCGCAGCGGUCCCCACACAUCUCCCCCCGUCUCCCCCAGCCCUUCCAGAGCCGUGCCCUCACCGCGGAGCCCGGCGGGCACAGGCUGCGCCUCCUCCCCAGCGAGGAGCCUGCUGCAAAGAUCCCAGCCUGGGCACUUGCCGUCCCCCAGGAGCUGGCAGGGGUGCUAUUUUACAGUGAUUUUAUACGUCUUCCUUAAAAAUUUCGCUGUGCUACGGGGGCAGGGACCGGGACACCCACGUACAGGGUCUCCCCAGGCUGCGGUGAGCGGCUCCUCACCGCGGGGGAGGCUCCGUAGCUCCGACCGUCAGCAGCAGGGUCAGGGAUUUAUUGUCCUCAAGUCGCUGGGAGAUGGUACCCUCCUGCAUCCUCCUGCAUCCCCGGCGUCCGCCGCCGCUGGCGGGGUUGGAGCCUCUCGGGGUCACCAGUGGCCGCGGGCCCUCGGGGAGCACGAGGCUGCUCCCCGGUACCUGCAGCUGUAGGAUGCGCCCUGCAGCCACCAACCCCCCUCCCAAACCGCUGCGGGGUCCCUGCGGGAAUCCCGUGGGAGGAGAGAGGCCGGAGAACUGCGCAAACCUCCCAAAAUAACGCGCUGGACUCGGUUCCUCCCCUGCCCUGCUGCUGCUGGGUCAAUCCCAACCGCGCGCUGUCGCAAUUAAUGCAUUGACUUUGUUAAACGGCGCCCGCUCGCCCCAUCGCGGGGCCGCCGUGUGUAUCCCCGCCAGCCCCAGCUUUCCGAGCGGGGCGAGUCCUCGCCGUGAGCCAGAGCAGCGACUGCUUCCUGCUGUAAUUAAGAUGCUACGCGCCAAUGACCGGCUCCGUUAUCGCUCCGAGGGGAGGGAAGGGACGUGAAUGUGUAACUUAUAAAUGCCUUUAAGCCAGAAAUGUAAACCAUUUAACUGCUAAUUUGUAUACAUUAUUUUUAUAUACUGAAGGCCUGUUUAAUGUAAAGCAGAACGGGUAAUAAAACGAGUCU
Chroicocephalus ridibundus (black-headed gull) is the source of this 4980-nucleotide messenger RNA. It is a transcript of the gene FMNL1, whose product is annotated as formin like 1. Gene Ontology annotation, molecular function: small GTPase binding; actin filament binding; microtubule binding. Gene Ontology annotation, biological process: regulation of cell shape; cortical actin cytoskeleton organization; cell migration. Gene Ontology annotation, cellular component: cytosol; actin filament. The record is from RefSeq and is a predicted model, not a curated record. The transcript is spliced from 28 exons. Bases 16 to 3483 code for a protein of 1155 amino acids. Lineage: Eukaryota; Metazoa; Chordata; Aves; Charadriiformes; Laridae.